GUAAAUAAGCCAUUUUAAAAGCUGAGCAAUUCCCGCCAAUGUUCGAAGACGACGGCGAGGCGAUCAAUCGUAAUCGGAAGAUGGAGAACGGCAGUCCAGUGCAGUGUCCGAACACGGUGACGGUUCGGAGAAACCCUCCCCGGAGAGCAAGAGCUACUCCGGCCGCCAAAGCAGCCGAAUCGAAUCCUCCAGCCGCCAUUUCUUCAUUUCCACUUCAAGAAAUUCUUGCGAUGGAAGUCCCUCAAAACCCUAAGGACAAUUCCUCAUCGUCGUCAUCGUCCGUUCAAACUCCUCUCUCUGAAAACCUAAAAGUAUACCUCAGAGUUCGACCUUUGCAGCUGAAGAAUUUGAAGAAAUCCAGAAAUGCUGAUGAUCAAAACUCGAGGUCUGGACAUGUAUGGCCGCAGAACCCUCAGAAGAAGAAAGUGACGAAGGAAAAGAACGUUAAGAAGAAGGGCUGUGAUGCUUGUGUAACGAUUAAUGAUGAUCACUCAGUAACAGUCUGUCCGCCCAUGACUUUGCAAGAGUCUAGGCGGAGUAAGUCUGAGGUUUAUGAAGGAUUUUCUCAUGUGUUUUCUACGGAAUCGUCUCAGGGUGAGGUGUAUGGAAAAAUGGUUAGUCCUUUAGUGGAGGAUUUUCUGAAGGGAAAAAGUGGGAUGCUGACUGCACUCGGUCCUAGCGGCUCGGGUAAGACCCAUACCAUUUUUGGGAGUCCAAGAGAUCCUGGUAUGGUUCCUCUGGCUCUUCAACAUAUUUUCCGGACAGAGUCGAGUGAUUCUCAACCCUUAAGAUCAUAUUAUUUAUCAAUCUUUGAAAUAUACUCAGAAAAAGGUAAAGGAGAAAAGAUGUAUGAUCUUUCAGCUGAUGGGGGCGAAUUAACUAUGCAGCAGUAUACUAUAAAGGGCCUUAAGGAGGUUUUUAUUUCCAAGGCUGGAGAAGCUGAAUCAUUAGUGGCUUGUGCAAUGACUAAACGUGCCACUGCAAUAACGAAUGCAAAUAGCACAUCAAGCCGGUCACAGUGCAUCAUUAAUAUCCGUAGAGUUGCUAACCAAGAUGAAGUUGAGGAUACAUUGAACUGUGCCGUCUUGACCAUUGCUGAUCUCGCUGGAGCUGAACGAGAAAAAAGAACGGGGAAUCAGGGGACAAGAUUACUUGAAGCUAACUUCAUCAACAAUACAUCAAUGGUUUUUGGCUUGUGCCUAAGAUCAUUGUUUGAACACCAAAGGAAUCCAAAGAAGCCACUGCAAAAGCAUUUCCACAACUCUUUGUUGACCAAGUACCUUCGAGAUUACCUGGAAGGAAAGAAGCGAAUGACCUUGAUGUUAACUGUGAAAGCAGGAGAAGAAGAUUAUCUUGAUACAACCUACCUUCUCAGACAAGCUUCACCUUAUAUGAAAAUCAAGUUCAACAAUGUUGUGGAACCAUCAAACAUCAACAAGAGACAAUUGCAAACGUUAUUUACAUUUGAGGAGCAGAAAAGAACAAAAUAUAGUGUUCCUGAAGCUUGCUCGACUGAAGGAAAGGGACAUCAAGAGGAAGGCCCCCUUCCUCAUGAAGAGCCUCUAGUUAAAACCGACUGUAAAGCCACGAAGCCUAGCCAUUCAAAAAUGGCUGAAAGAAAUCAUUUGAUCAUGCAAAACUUUGCCAAAGCCAUAUGGCAAGUCUUGAAGCAGUAUAGAGAUAAACUAAAGAGUGCAGAGAAUGAAAAUCAAAAUCUUCGAGAAGAAAUUAAGAAUGAAAAAAUCAGAUAUUUUGAGCUGGAAAAGCAAUGGAAAAAUUCAAGAUGUAGUACUUGCUCCAACUCCAAGGAAGAUUAUGCUGAAGCUGCAUCAAUCAAAGUAGUUACCAGUUUUGAGUCAAGAAGUGGUUUGGACGAGCACAGAUUCAAUGGUGUUCAUGAGACAAAUACGAACUCUUUCAUCAAAGUGAAGGAAUCCGAUGGUUCCUCUCCCUGUGAAGACAUAAAUAAUUUCUCAGAACCUGGUGAAGUUGAAGAGGCACAUAUAAACCGUGUAGACGAGACCACUCCUAGGAAUGGAUGCAAGACGGUGAAAAAAUUUAUGUACGAGGAGGCCGAUGAUUGUUGCCUAACAAAAAACUCAACUGCCUUUGGCACCCUGCAGUCACGUAUCUUGGUGAAGUAUGACAGCUGUUCAUCAGUAGAGCUGGACAAGUUCAGUGAGCAAGAUGAGGAAUCUACCUCACCCGAAUCCCCUUCACAAGAAAUGUCGUUUAUUCACUGCGAUGCUCAUGAGUGUGAAACUCAAUCUGUACUUGAUACUCCAUUAUACCAGCCAACUUCGGAGAAGUCUGAAAGGGAUAUAAGUGCUUUGAAUGAAGACAAGGAAUUCUUAGCGAAACUUUCGGAUUCUCGACAUCUACCUCCCACCGAGGAUUUUGCAUCUUCUCAAGAACAAAAGCACAACAUUGAUGUGCAUUGCAGUGAGCUUAGAGCUGACAUCUCAAGCAAACUAGAGAAACCAAAAAGGAGACUUUUGCCCGCGUCAUCCACAUUACUAAGGGAUUUCAGCAAUAUGCAUGUCGAGGAUGAUAUUGAGGUGUCAAAGGCAAACAGAAAUGGGAAAAAAUCAGCUAAGGGUGAAAAAAUUAGAACACAGGGUAACAUCUCCCUCAUGCGCAUGCUGAAGGGAAAUCACCUAUUCUAAUUAGAGUGACUUUCUAUCAAACUCCAGAAGUUCAUCCAACUCAACAAGUUGAAAUGGAUGGCUAGUUGGGUGUUAGCUCAAGAACUAAUGCAACCCAACGCUCACUUUCUCCCAGCCUACUACUACCCCACGUCAGGAGUCCAUUUGCAGAAAGGUAUGGUUCUCCUGAACUCCAAAUUUGAGAGUUGUAAUAUUGAGAUUCUUAAAACUGAAUCGAAUAGACUUUUGUUAGCUAAAUCGAUCAGAAUGGUUGUGAUUUGAUUGGUUUUGAUUGAUUUUUU
Messenger RNA from Cucurbita maxima (winter squash), 2947 nucleotides. RefSeq names its product kinesin-like protein KIN-6. Lineage: Eukaryota; Viridiplantae; Streptophyta; Magnoliopsida; Cucurbitales; Cucurbitaceae. Gene Ontology annotation, biological process: microtubule-based movement. The transcript has 22 exons. Gene Ontology annotation, cellular component: microtubule; kinesin complex. The record is from RefSeq and is a predicted model, not a curated record. Bases 39 to 2666 code for a protein of 875 amino acids. Gene Ontology annotation, molecular function: microtubule motor activity; microtubule binding; ATP binding.